This is a messenger RNA of Oreochromis aureus, 2516 nucleotides long. It is a transcript of the gene abcg4a, whose product is annotated as ATP-binding cassette, sub-family G (WHITE), member 4a. The record is from RefSeq and is a predicted model, not a curated record. Gene Ontology annotation, cellular component: plasma membrane. Gene Ontology annotation, molecular function: ATP hydrolysis activity; ABC-type transporter activity; ATP binding. Lineage: Eukaryota; Metazoa; Chordata; Actinopteri; Cichliformes; Cichlidae. The transcript is spliced from 15 exons. Bases 316 to 2244 code for a protein of 642 amino acids.
GGGGUUGCUGUAGUUGAUGCGGGAUGAUGUGCGCCGCACCCCGAGUGAUAUUGAUAAGGGGAACACAGCUCGGUCCUUCAUUGCCCCGCUGAUUUUUGCUGGACUGUGGCGCGCGGUGAUUAUCUUCAUUUAUUUAUUUUUAUUAUUUAUUUUUUAUUUUUUGAAUUUUUUUGCUGGGCUGGGACUGUUUGGGAGACCUGAUGUGGAAGGACUGGGCUGUUUUGCCUGAAGGGAUCAAUUGAGCACUGUUGCUCUCACCCGGAGGGAAACCAGGGCUGAGCUGCUCACCUGGUCAUUUCAACACAACUUUUCAGCAUGGCUGAGAAGACGAUCGAGCAGGGCUCGGUCAGCAUCCCCAUGGAGGAGACCAAACUUCAUGGCGGAGCGCCUCAGGAGGCGCCGCUGCUCACCCACCUGAAGAAAGUAGAGAACCACAUCACUGAGGCCCAGCGCUUCUCCCACCUCCCACGCCGCUCCGCUGUGGACCUGGAGUUCAAUGAGCUUUCAUACACCAUCCGGGAGGGUCCGUGGUGGAGGAGGAGAGGUUAUAAAGCCCUCCUGAAGUGUCUGUCAGGAAGAUUUAACAGCAGAGAGCUGAUUGGCAUCAUGGGGCCUUCUGGAGCUGGAAAGUCCACACUGAUGAAUAUUUUGGCGGGGUACAGGGAGACCGGCAUGAAAGGUACAAUCCUGGUGAACGGCCGACCGAGGGAUUUGAGGACUUUCAGGAAAAUGUCCUGCUACAUCAUGCAAGAUGAUAUGCUGCUGCCACACCUCACUGCGAGGGAGGCCAUGAUGGUUUCCGCCAAUCUGAAACUGAAUGAGAGCGUCCAGGUCAAAAAGGAGCUUGUGGAUGAGAUCCUGACCGCUCUGGGCCUUCAGGAGUGUGCUCAGACACGUACCAUCUCUCUCUCUGGGGGCCAGUGUAAAAGACUGGCCAUUGCCCUGGAGCUGGUUAACAAUCCACCUGUCAUGUUCUUUGAUGAGCCCACCAGUGGUCUGGACAGCGCGUCCUGCUUCCAGGUCGUUUCCCUCAUGAAGUCCUUGGCUCAGGGAGGACGGACAAUCAUCUGUACCAUUCAUCAGCCCAGUGCCAAGCUCUUUGAGAUGUUUGAUAAGCUGUACAUCCUCAGUCAGGGUCAGUGCAUAUACAAGGGCACAGUCCCUUACCUCAUCCCUUAUCUGAAGAACCUGGGUCUCCACUGCCCGACAUAUCAUAAUCCAGCGGAUUUCAUCAUUGAGGUGGCAUCGGGGGAGUACGGAGACCUGAACCCAGUGCUGUUUGAGGCAGUCCAGGGCGGACUGUGCUCAGAGGAGGGCAAGAAGAACUCCAGGGACAAAACUGACUCCUCCUGUCCCUCACAGUGUCACAGUGACACAGGAACGCUUGAGAAGCAUAGCUUCGCCACCAGUACAUUCACACAGUUUUGCAUCCUCUUCAAAAGAACCUUCAUUACGAUAUGCAGAGAUACGGUGCUGACCCACCUUAGGGUGAUGUCCCAUCUGUCCAUUGGAGUACUCAUUGGCCUGCUCUAUCUCAAAAUUGGAAAUGAUGCCAGCAAGGUUUUCAACAACACUGGCUUCCUCUUCUUCUCUAUGCUUUUCCUCAUGUUUGCUGCCCUGAUGCCCACAGUGCUAACCUUUCCUCUAGAGAUGUCUGUGUUUAUGAGAGAACAUCUUAACUACUGGUACAGCCUGAAGGCCUAUUACUUGGCCAAAACCAUGGCUGACAUACCGUUCCAGGUGAUUUGUCCAAUUAUGUACUGUAGUAUAGUGUACUGGAUGACAGAACAACCUGCAGAGGUGGGUCGCUACCUGCUCUUUAUGGCCUUGUCUACAUCCACAGCGCUGGUGGCGCAAUCGCUGGGUCUGCUUAUAGGAGCUGCAUCAACGUCUCUGCAGGUGGCAACGUUUGUGGGCCCAGUCACAGCCAUACCUGUCCUCCUUUUCUCGGGCUUCUUUGUCAAUUUUGACACCAUUCCCAAAUACCUACAGUGGAGCUCUUAUGUUUCCUAUGUCAGGUAUGGCUUUGAGGGGGUGAUACUCUCUAUUUAUGGGAUGAACCGGUCUGAGCUCGAAUGUCCAGAGCCUGUGUGUAAGUUUCAAAAGCCAGAGGAGGUCUUGCAGCUGUUGGAUGUGGAGGACGCAAAGCUUUACGUGGACUUCAUGGUGCUGGGGGUUUUCUUCCUGAUCCUCAGACUCGCCACUUACCUGGUUCUGCGCUACAAAGUCAAGUCAGAGCGUUAAGACAUCCAGAGGCACAUUGCUAAUGGAUAUGGAUGCUCGUGAAUAUCCCAGAAGUGUGAGAUAGUAAGAAAACCUAUCGUCUCUCUUUUUCGGUUUCCACAUUACAAAAUCAAUCGAGUAUGUGCUGCACCAUUACUCAAACUGUACAGUAGGGCACAGAUUGAAAAAGUUUACUGAUAAGAAAAUGAAAAGUUUCAACUGUGAAUUGUUGUUCCCUGCACACCGUUACUGUAUGCCAGGUAAUGGUCACCAUCACCUUUCAUAAAUACAAU